Messenger RNA from Trichomonas vaginalis G3, 588 nucleotides. RefSeq names its product KilA, N-terminal/APSES-type HTH, DNA-binding family. The transcript has a single exon. The record is from RefSeq and is a predicted model, not a curated record. Lineage: Eukaryota; Parabasalia; Trichomonadida; Trichomonadidae. The coding region runs from base 1 to 588 and encodes 195 amino acids.
AUGUUUGCUACCCUCGAAAAAUCGAGGGUAGAGAUUCCGUACGAAAAUCGCAAGAAUUUGGCUCCUGGUUUGAGAGGAUAUUAUGUACAUAGACUUCUUGUAAAUGCUGUAGCAAUGUGGGCUUCACCUCGUUAUGCUUGUUAUAUUUUCAUGAUGUUAGAUGAAAUUCAUAGACAAGAACGUGAAGAGAUGGAAAACAAGCUUGAAGCAAAAGACAAAAGCAUUCAGAAAAGAAUACCACGUUCGGUACCAAAAGGAAAGGAAAAGAACUAUAAGUAUAUGAUUUAUACUGAAGAGAUGGAAAAUGAAGAAGAUAAAGAUAUGGUUAUGUUGCAUUUAGUCAGAAGAAACAACAAAAGCUUUUACGACCUUGCUAAGAUUUACAAAUCUGACAGAAAUUGGUUCUAUCGCGAAAACUUACCGAUUUCAAUGACACCGAAUGAAGAUGUGAAACAAAUAGUUCAAGAUACGUUACCUCAAACACACUAUGAUAUGAAAGGUUGUACAAUACUUACCUUCAAAGAAGAUUUGCCAUUGUUAAAGGAAAAAAUAACAGAGUAUUUUGACAACUUCAAACAAGCAGAGUAA